Daphnia magna is the source of this 1043-nucleotide messenger RNA. RefSeq lists its product as uncharacterized. NCBI's taxonomy places the organism in Eukaryota, Metazoa, Arthropoda, Branchiopoda, Diplostraca, Daphniidae. The transcript has 6 exons. The coding region runs from base 105 to 926 and encodes 273 amino acids. The record is from RefSeq and is a predicted model, not a curated record.
GUUCUAAGGGUUGUAAAUCAAUCCGAGUUUUAUUUCCUUGAUUGGGGUUACUAAUAAAAGGUCGUGAAUGCUUCGCAAAAAGCGUUCAUUCGUGACUCUUAACGAUGAUCAUUAAGUCAUUCUUCGUUUUCUCUGUUGCCCUGGUCUUUUUUAGAGGAUCUGAAUGUGCGGAUGAAGUAAGUCAAUUCCAUUCGGAGGCUCUUUUGUACGCUCCUCGUCUCCGUUUCGACUCUAAAACUGGCGACACGCUCGGUCAGUGCCUUCCGGGUAGUGCAGAGGAUUAUUUUAGUUUACGUCAAAAUGGCUUCACCGGAAGAAUUUGCAACAUGGACUACAUUAGCAUUUUAGAUGGUCGCAUACCGGCUUAUUACGAAGCUGCCCAAUGUGGCAGUGAUUUGAUCAUUUCUUAUUGGUAUUUCUACGGCUACAAGGACGAUUGCCCAAUGCUACCAGGGGAUCCAGGCGACGACGUCAACUGGGGGCGUUACGUUGUCAAGGUGUUGAAUGGCAAUCAAGUCGAUCGUGUCACGUUCUACCAGCACGAAGGUUGGUACACUCGUAAUCCUGGCCGUUACGAAGUGUUUGAGUCCACACAUCCCGUUGCGUAUGUUGGAAAGUUACGUCAGGGAACUUACCACGAUGACGGUGGCUCGGGUACUUGCUGCUAUUUUGAAGACUACCGCAAUCCAGGAUCACAGGAUAGGCAUAUGGAUAGCUGGAAUAAUUUAGUUUGGUUGCGAAAUAAUGGCAGUACCACUCCAGAAUGGAUGACCAACAACGAUCCUUACUAUUGGAAUGGAGUUUCUUUGCCGCAUUUAAGAGGUGAAAAUUUGUGUGAUCUUCGAGGCUGUGAAGGCGGCAAUCUUCAAACUUGUGACACUUGCGGCUGCCAUAAAUCAGACGUACCUGACGAUCAACGUCCAUAAUUUACCUCGGCACUCUGCCGAGUUUUGGAGGAAAAGAUUGAUUGCAAAGAAUUCGUUAAUCAGCACCUACAAUAGUCAUGUACUAACCAAGCAAAUAAAGGCCAUUUAAGAUUUUAA